Helobdella robusta is the source of this 949-nucleotide messenger RNA. RefSeq lists its product as hypothetical. The transcript is spliced from 4 exons. The record is from RefSeq and is a predicted model, not a curated record. NCBI's taxonomy places the organism in Eukaryota, Metazoa, Annelida, Clitellata, Rhynchobdellida, Glossiphoniidae. The coding region runs from base 1 to 678 and encodes 225 amino acids.
AUGAGCAUCAACAUACAGCAACACUACAACGACAUAUGCUUCAACUCUCUCACAAGUCUCCACAAACUGCCGAAGAACGUUGGCGACGACAACAGCGACGAAGACGACGACGAGGAAGACGACGACGACAACAACAACAGCCUCAACAACGACAACGAUGAUAACGUACCACAGCAGCAACAACAACAACAAUCUCAACUACCACAGCAGCAGCCAAAAUCCAAGCAGCAAACACGUGAACGAGAACAUCUGUUGAGUCACGAACGACAACAAGAAGAUCGGCGGAAGCUGCAGAACAUGCAGGAGCUGCUGGACGUACAGCGCAAGUUUCAACAAUUUCAACAAGACCUGCAGCAGAGGAAGUUGCUGAAAGCUCAAAAUUCUCAACAGCUCUCUCCUACUGAUGAGGAGAUAAACUUGUUGAUGGAGAGAGCUGGGUUCAUUGAAGAAAGAGGUUGGAGCAGAAUUUUUGGCGGGAAAUGGUGGUUCAUAGAGCCUUCGGUGGCAAGCUUUACGUUCAUGUGCUGCCUCCUGGCCAUGAUCAAUGGCGCGUUGACGGCUGGCUACGUCAGCAGGUGGCAGCUUAAGGCAUUUUGUCAGUUCUCUAACAUCGCAGACGAAGCCAACGGGGAUAUUUCCCAGGAAAAGAUUUUGAAAUUAAAGUCUUCAUAUUUUUGAAGUAGUUUGACUUUUAAACCUUUGUAUUCGUUAAUUUUGUGUUGUUUGGUUUUUAAAAGAUUAGUCUCGUGGCGGGUUGUGAGUUCUAGUACGUACACGUUUCUAUUUUCCGUUAUGCAAUUGUCCGGGCGAUGUGAGGGUUCGAAAAUAUCUGAGAUUAGUUUAACUCCAGUUGUCAUAGCAUCUGCAAACAGAUUUUGAUUAGGCCUUUUAAUAGAUGGAUAAUAGAAGAUCCAUUCUAUCGGUAUUCCUUUCAAUAAAUACCGACAAU